Molecule: messenger RNA, 1415 nt
Organism: Peromyscus eremicus (cactus mouse)
Lineage: Eukaryota; Metazoa; Chordata; Mammalia; Rodentia; Cricetidae
Gene: Pelo
Product: pelota mRNA surveillance and ribosome rescue factor
Exons: 2
Coding region: 76-1233 (385 amino acids)
Biological process (GO): nuclear-transcribed mRNA catabolic process, non-stop decay; ribosome disassembly; nuclear-transcribed mRNA catabolic process, no-go decay
Cellular component (GO): cytoplasm
Source: RefSeq, a predicted model, not a curated record
CCUCCAACCCUACCUCUCUCUCCUGGGGACCCGUUCCGCGCCUCCUGUUCUGAAAGUGAGCCCCCUGGCAAGGUCAUGAAGCUUGUGAGGAAGGACAUCGAGAAGGACAAUGCGGGCCAGGUCACCCUCGUCCCCGAGGAGCCCGACGACAUGUGGCACACCUACAAUCUAGUGCAGGUGGGCGACAGCCUGCGCGCCUCCACCAUCCGCAAGGUCCAGACCGAGUCCUCCACGGGCAGCGUGGGGAGCAACCGUGUCCGCACCACCCUCACCCUCUGCGUGGAGGCCAUCGACUUCGACUCCCAAGCCUGCCAGCUGCGAGUGAAGGGGACCAAUAUCCAAGAGAAUGAGUACGUCAAGAUGGGGGCCUACCACACCAUCGAACUGGAGCCCAACCGCCAGUUCACCCUGGCCAAGAAACAGUGGGACAGUGUGGUUCUGGAACGCAUCGAGCAGGCUUGUGACCCGGCUUGGAGCGCUGAUGUGGCAGCCGUGGUCAUGCAGGAGGGCCUCGCCCACGUCUGCUUAGUCACGCCCAGUAUGACCCUCACCCGUGCCAAGGUGGAGGUGAACAUCCCCAGGAAACGGAAAGGCAACUGCUCCCAGCAUGACCGGGCCCUGGAGAGGUUCUAUGAACAGGUGGUCCAGGCCAUCCAGCGCCACAUAAACUUUGAUGUUGUCAAGUGCGUCCUGGUGGCCAGCCCAGGAUUUGUACGAGAGCAGUUCUGUGACUACAUGUUUCAGCAAGCGGUCAAGACGGACAACAAAGUGCUCCUGGAAAACCGGUCCAAAUUCCUGCAGGUACACGCCUCCUCUGGACACAAGUACUCCCUGAAAGAGGCCCUUUGUGACCCCACUGUAGCUAGCCGCCUUUCAGACACGAAAGCUGCUGGGGAAGUGAAGGCCUUGGACGACUUCUAUAAAAUGUUACAGCAUGAACCGGACCGAGCUUUUUACGGACUCAAGCAGGUGGAGAGGGCCAACGAAGCCUUGGCGAUCGACACGUUGCUCAUCAGCGAUGAGCUCUUCCGGCAUCAGGACGUGGCCACCCGGAGCCGGUAUGUCAGGCUGGUGGACAGCGUGAAGGAUAACGCUGGCACGGUCCGGAUAUUCUCUAGUCUCCACGUGUCUGGGGAACAGCUUGGCCAGCUGACUGGAGUAGCUGCCGUUCUCCGCUUCCCAGUGCCGGAACUUUCUGACCCAGAGGAUGAUUCGAGUUCUGAAGAGGAUUAAGACUGACAUUUAAUAGUUGCUUCUUCUCUUACUUUUUUUUUUUUCCUCUCGGCAUCCCUUGACAGGUGCAGGACAGGCACUUGUUGGUCGUGCUGGGAUUUCUUGCGUGUUGGUUACACUAGAGAUGUUUUCUGGUUGGCAGGACAUGUAUUUAAAUAAAAUAAACCAAAAGAAAAGAAUGU